CACGAGCCCGUGUACGCCACCGACAUCGGUAAUUUAUCGGCACCGACAACGGUAAUUUUUGGCGCGGUCCGGUUAUUCCAAGUCGAAUCAAAUCGUGUUUCCCAACAAACUCAUUCAGGAUUUGACUUUGGAUCCCGAUUAUUUGGCCUAAUAUUGUAACGAUCGUUCUUGUUCAAGUAUUAUGUUCUGCCUAAUCAACUCUGGUGGAUAUCUUGACCAUAGUCGCUGGGGCCAUCAAAGCGGUCGCUCGGUGGGCAGGCCAUCGGCGCUCAGGAUCAUCAAUCAAACCGGACGGACGCAUCCCCUUCGCAACUCUCGCCGCUUCGACGGCCGCGGCGGAGUGCCAGAAUUGAGAAGAGCGCCGCUUCCGAUGAGCGCUCUGGAUAUCCUGCGUGAGACCGUGCGGAUCCUCCGCGCCGAUCCGUCCCCCUUCAUGACGACCCUCGCCCUCCUCAUCUGCCCCGUCUCGGCCGCCCUCCUCUCAGACGUCCUCGCCCCGCAUGCCGCCACCGAAGCCCUCUCCCGCCGCCUCGCCCGCCUAGCCAUCGCCAGCGGCCUCCCGCCCCUCCACCCCCUCCUCCAGCUCUGCCGCCGCCUCGCCGCCUCCAUUCUAUCUGCCGCCGCCUGCUUCCCGCUCCUCGCCACUGCCCUCCUCCUCGCCCGCUCCUCCAUUUCCUACUCCGUCGCCUGCUCCUACGCCGGCAAGAAUUCGCUCCACUCCGAGUUCUUCGCGGUCGUGCGGCGGAUCUGGCCCCGCCUCCUCUCCACCUACAUCUGUGUCUGCGCAUCCAUCUCUGCUUGCCUCUCCAUCUUCAUCGCCCUCAUUCUGCUCGUCUGCAAUGUGUUCGCCGUAAUGGGCUACCCGCCCGAAAUCAUCGUCUACCCCGCUUUCAUUACUGUGCUCAUCUUCUCGAUGGUUUACGCUCACACCAUCAUUCUCUGCAACCUAGCCGGCGUGAUCUCCGUCUUGGAAGAGGUCUCUGGGCUGCAAGCACUGUUCAGAUCGGUGCAGGUGAUCAGGGGGCAGACGCAGGCCGGACUGCUCAUUUUCCUUGGUUCCACGAUUGGGAUGGCUCUUGUAGAAGGGCUAUUCGAGCACAGAGUGAAAACUCUGAGCUACGGCGAUGGUUCAUCACGGCUAUGGGAGGGACCGCUUCUGGUGUUCUUGUAUUCGUUUGUUGUAUUAGUCGAUUCCAUGAUGAGCGCGGUCUUCUAUUUCACCUGUAGAUCCUCUAUCAUCGAAGAAACCGGUGAGGAUGCCCAGUUGCUUGAACCAAAGGGAAAUGUCUCUGCCAAAGCAAUGGAUUCUUAGCGAACAAAACUUCUUCACGUGAUAUUCUUAUCUGAGCCAUUUCCAUCAGAGUAUACACACACAGGGAAAGCUAGAUGUUUGCUCCGAUCAGUUCUAUGUUCACUGAUUUUUCUGGCGAAUUAGAGAAUCUCCAGAAUGUUUGCUGGUUGAAUUGCAACAACCGGCGCGGAGCUCACAGUUUGGCGAGAGAAUGCUGCAACCUUGGCACUCCGCACAACUGUGCCUCCCUAAUUUUACCAGAUACAUAACCAAGUGAGAUCCAUUCGAGUAUCAUUAUUUAGCUUUUUACUCAAGAAUAAGUGUUUCUUAAUUUGAAUACCUGCUGUAUCACUCUUUCUAGGUGAUUGAUUAUCAUUUAGUUGUAAUUUCAAUCCUGAUUUGGAUACAUAGGAAUCUCUUAUCAUACUUUUCUUCCACAGUACAGGAUUUUGCAAUUAG
Zingiber officinale is the source of this 1750-nucleotide messenger RNA. RefSeq lists its product as uncharacterized. The record is from RefSeq and is a predicted model, not a curated record. The transcript has a single exon. The coding region runs from base 182 to 1312 and encodes 376 amino acids. Lineage: Eukaryota; Viridiplantae; Streptophyta; Magnoliopsida; Zingiberales; Zingiberaceae.